CGCACAGGUGUGAGUAUAAAUACAGUUACCAACGUCACGCUGCCUUGACUUAAUUUCUGAAGACAGAGGUGGACAAGAUGAAGACUUUUGCGCUGGUGUUGCUUUGUUUAGGAGCCGCGGUCGCCCAGCAGUGCACCAAUGACCAGUUUUCGUGCGCCAAUGGCGGCUGUAUCCCCGACAACUGGAUCUGUGACGGCGACAACGACUGUGGGGACAUGAGCGACGAACAGAACUGCGCCAAUGGGGCAUGUAACGGAGGGGAGUUUGAGUGCGCCAACAGCCACUGUAUCGACGCCGACUGGAUCUGUGACGGAGACAACGACUGUGGAGACAUGAGCGACGAACUCAACUGCAAUGGCGGCACUGCGCUGACGACCUGCGGCGGGUUCCUGAACGAGACCAGCGGCAGCAUCAGCCCUCCGUAUGACGACAACAUGGACUGUAUCUGGACCAUCGCCGCUCCUGCCGGCUGGUUCAUCGAGCUGGAGUUCACCGCCUUUGACCUGGAGUCUGGCGGAUCGUCUUGUAGCUAUGACUACGUUGCUAUUUACGACGGCCCUGACACCAGCUCUGAGCUGAUCGGUAAGUACUGCGGAAGCGGCAUCCCGGCCCCGACCCACUCUCACGGCAACGUCAUAACCGUCAGGUUCGUCACGGACAGGAGCGUCACGGAGACGGGCUUCACGCUGGUCUACACUACUACUGACCAGCACCCCAUCCACCCCUCUGGCUGUGGUGGUCCUGAGUCGCUGACUGACCCAACCGGUACCUUCACCAGCAUGAACUACCCCAACAACUACGACAACAACGCCCGGUGCCAGUGGGAGAUCGAGGUGGCGGCUGGAAUGAGGAUUAAUCUGAUCUUCACCGCGUUUGACCUGGAACCAGAGAGACUCUGUCCUGACUACAACGACUACCUGGAGGUUUUCGAGAACGACGUUUCUCUGGGUCGCCAUUGCGGCAACACAAAUCUUCCCCCGAUCACUUCCACCGGCAACACGCUGAAGGUGGUGUUCUACACUGACUCCAGCACCACGGCUACCGGCUUUUCAGCGCAGUACUCAACCAUCCCUUGGGUCUGUGACGGCGACAACGACUGCGGCGACUUUAGUGACGAGCAGAACUGCGGUGGCGGAGGUACAGGAGGGGCCACACAGCUGGAUGUGUGCGGAGGCGUCCUGAACGACACCACCGGAACCAUCAGCCCUACGUAUGACGACAACAUGGACUGUAUCUGGACCAUCGCCGCUCCGGCCGGCUGGUUCAUCGAGCUGGAUUUUACAGCCUUUGAUCUGGAGUCUGGCGGGUCGUCCUGCAGCUAUGAUUAUGUUGCUAUUUACGACGGAGCCGACACCUCCGCGCCGCUGGUCGGCAAGUUCUGCGGGAGCGAAAUCCCGGCUCCGAUGCACUCCCACACCAACGUCAUGACCGUCCGGUUCGUCACUGAUAGGAGCGUCACGGAGACCGGGUUCACGCUGGUCUAUACAACUACAGACACGCAUCCCGUACACCCUUCUGGCUGUGGAGGUCCCGAACUGCUGACUGAUCCAACCGGCAGCUUCACCAGCAUGAACUACCCCAACAACUACGACAACAACGCGCAGUGCCAGUGGGAGAUCGAGACUGAGGUGGGAAAGAGGAUUCACCUGAGUUUCCCCGCCUUCGAUCUGGAACCAGCGAGACUCUGUCCAACCACCAACGACUACGUGGAGAUCUUCGAGAACGACGUUUCCCUAGGUCGCCAUUGCGGCAACAUCCAUCUGCCCCCGAUCACUUCCACCGGCAACACGCUGAAGGUGGUGUUCAAAACUGACUCCAGCACCACAGCUACCGGCUUUGAGGCACAGUACACAACACACAACUGAGCAGCGCCGGCGGAAGUCCACACAACUUUGGUUCGCAAUCAUAUCUGAGUUCCCAAUAAAGUUGUUGAAGUACUCUCAGA
Molecule: messenger RNA, 1945 nt
Organism: Branchiostoma belcheri (Belcher's lancelet)
Lineage: Eukaryota; Metazoa; Chordata; Leptocardii; Amphioxiformes; Branchiostomatidae
Product: tolloid-like protein 2
Exons: 13
Coding region: 78-1865 (595 amino acids)
Biological process (GO): single fertilization
Molecular function (GO): protein binding
Source: RefSeq, a predicted model, not a curated record